Messenger RNA from Rhopalosiphum padi (bird cherry-oat aphid), 2832 nucleotides. RefSeq names its product titin-like. The transcript has 2 exons. NCBI's taxonomy places the organism in Eukaryota, Metazoa, Arthropoda, Insecta, Hemiptera, Aphididae. Bases 338 to 2539 code for a protein of 733 amino acids. The record is from RefSeq and is a predicted model, not a curated record.
UCGUAGUACUCGUUUCGCACGCCGACGCCGCACGACCUAUUGUCAAUUGUCAUUCACUGCCGCCGAGUCCGAGUGUUGACUUGUGAUUGCCGACAUUUUUAUUUUAUACAUUAAGUGAAAACGUGUAACACGUUUGACGACACUCGAUACACCAUUUUUUUUCCGGGGCAAACGCCGCCGUAAUAUACAAUUUGUUUUUUACACACCAUUCUCACGUGAGUUCCUAUCGUAUGUGCACACUCCUUGUUAGUAAUAAUUAUUUAUCUAUCGCAAAGGUCCUCGUGUUCGAGUAGCCACUCGUGGAAUUUUGUCUACUAAUUCAGGAUACAUUUACAUCAUGUCAUCAAUGUGUCCUUCUGUAGAAGAGCCAGGGGUUAAUCAAGAAACACCCCCGUCUGUAGGAGAGCUGAAGAUUUUAAAAGAAACUCCAUCUUCAGAUAGAGAACAAGAGGUUUCAAAAGAAACCCUCCCUUCUGCUGAAGACCAAGAGGAUCUAAAAGAAACUCCAUCUUCAGAUGGAGAACAAGAGGUUUUAAAAGAAACCCCCACUUCUAUCGAAGAACAAGAGGAUCUAAAAGAAAUUCCACCUUCAAAUGGAGAGCAUGUGGUUUUAAAAGAAAACCCCCCUUCUAUCGAAGAACAUGAGGAUCUAAAAGAAACUCCACCUUCAAAUGAAGAGCAUGUGGUUUUAAAAGAAACCCCCCCUUCUAUCGAAGAACAUGAGGAUCUAAAAGAAACUCCAUCAUCAAAUGAAGGGCAUGUGGUUUUAAAAGAAACCUCCCCUUCUAUCGAAGAACAAGAUGAUCUAAAAGAAACUCCAUCUUUAGAUGGAGAACAAGAGGUCUUAAAAGAAAACCUCCCUUCUGUCGAAGACCAAAAGGAUAUAAAAGAAACCACCACUCCUGUUGAAGAACAGUUUCUAAAAGGAUCCCUCCUUUCAGAUGCAGACCUAGAGGAUCUAAACAAAAAUCCUCCUUAUGAAGGAGAAGUGGAGGUUCUCUUAAAUGAAUCUGAAAUAAAAAUAGAACCAAUAGAACCAAUAGAACCAGUUGAAGAAAAUACUUCAGAUAUUGAAUAUGACGACAUUUUAGAAGAUGACGACAUUUCAGAAGAUGACUCUAUAAUAUAUAUUUCAAGCGGUGAAGAAGAUGUAAAACCAGUACCAAAAGCAAUACCUAUACCACCAUACUAUACUAAUAAUGUAAGUGAAUCACAUAACGUUGUACCAAAGCAAUGUUUGUCUACACCGCCAUCUAAUAUUCCCAUGGAAUGUAUCACUAUUAUAGAUAGUGAUAGUGAUGAAGAAGAAAAAUUAAAACCUAGUCGCAAACGAAAAAGAAGUUUGCAUAUGCCAUUCAUUGAGAUAGAAAAUACUAGAAAAACUAUGAAACCAGGGCCAAAGUCAAAAACAAGAAACAUUGUUACAAUUCAUGAAAUGUUAACUAAAGCAAGAGAGUUGGGGUUAGGUCCAAUAAUGUCAUCUGAUGAAGAUGAUUACUACAGUGAUGAAAGCGAAGGUACCGAAGGUACCGAUUCGGUCGAUAUAAUAGAUCUUGCCUCUUCAAGUGAUGAUGAAACUGAUAAUAUAGAACCUAAGGUCACAGAAUUUGUAGCUGAUAGUAAAGCUACUUGUUCAUCUGAUAAUGUAAAAGAAAAUUCGAUCAAUGGUGAAAAUAAAAUUAUAAAUAACAAAUUAGGUGAAGUAUUAGAUGAUAUGACAAAUGAAACUGAAGUAUUAGAGAACGCGAUUGAUCUAACUCAAAUAACAGAAGAUGAAAAUAUGGACAACAAAGAAUUCACAAAUAUAGAAAUUGAUCCAACUCAAAUAACAGAAGAUGAAAAUAUGGACAACGAAGAACUCACAAAUAUAGAAAUUGAUCCAACUCAAAUAACAGAAGAUGAAAAUAUGGACAAAAAAGAAUUCACAAAUAUAGAAAUUGAUCCAACUCAAAUAACAGAAGAUGAAAAUAUGGACAACGAAGAACUCACAAAUAUAGAAAUUGAUCCAACUCAAAUAACAGAAGAUGAAAAUAUGGACAACGAAGAACUCACAAAUAUAGAAAUUGAUCCAACUCAAAUAACAGAAGAUGAAAAUAUGGACAACGAAGAACUCACAAAUAUAGAAAUUGAUCCAACUCAAAUAACAGAAGAUGAAAAUAUGGACAACGAAGAACUCACAAAUAUAGAAAUUGAUCCAACUCAAAUAACAGAAGAUGAAAAUAUGGACAACAAAGAAUUCACAAAUAUAGAAAUUGAUCCAACUCAAAUAACAGAAGAUGAAAAUAUGGACAACGAAGAACUCACAAAUAUAGAAAUUGAUCCAACUCAAAUAACAGAAGAUGAAAAUAUGGACAACAAAGAAUUCACAAAUAUAGAAAUUGAUCCAACUCAAAUAACAGAAGAUGAAAAUAUGGACAACAAAGAAUUCACAAAUAUAGAAAUUCCUUCAACUCAAAUAAUAGAUGGAAGUUACAAUAAUGAAAUAGAUAAAAAGAAUAGCUUAAACGAUACAAAUGAGCUAUUAAAAGUUGGAGAAUAACAAAACAGAAUUUCCAUUUUUGAGUAUCAAUAAAUGUUUAGAAGAUCAUCACAGUUGAAUUUGUAAAAAUUUUGUACAUAUGCCUUAAAUUAAAUGUAAAACCAAUGAAAAUAUGAAUAAUAUACAUAAAAGUUGUAAGUAUUUGUUUAAGUUAUGAUGUUAUGAAUAAAAUUUAAUUUUAUUUAUUAAACUAAUGUUGUUUAACCAAUAUUAUUAUUAAUUAAUUAAUGAAUAUGGAUAAUUACUUAACAAGUAUUAUCAGAUUUUGGAAUAAUAAAAGUUAACAAUAUUAA